AUGCCGAGGCAAGGCCUGCAGGCUCGCCCCCUCCGCAGCCGGCGGAGCUCCCCUCCGGGGAGGCCAGCGGCCCCGCAGCCGCCCCGCCGGCACCUCAGACCUACUGUGAAUCACCACGGGGCUGCGAAGGGCCCCUCGCACAAGACGAGGGGAAGCGGCGGCGAGGUUUGGGCCCGGCCGCAGCGAAGAGGGCCCGGAAAGCGGCCGGAUGUGCCCUCCUGCAUAGACCCCGCUACCAUGGGGACCAAAAGCCCCCAGCCCAUCCCGGCCCACUCGUUACCUGCGCGGUGGCACCGGCUGUUCCUGCGGUCACUGCCUACCGCGCACCCCUACGAAACCGGCGCCGCCCCGCCACCGGGCAACGCCAUCUUGUCUACCCGCCCUCCACCUCGCCAGGCGACGCACUGGCGUCACGCCAGGAAGUCACUUGCCCCCACUGGCCCAAUCGGAAGUUCUACUGUGUCACGGAAAACAGUUAGCAGGAAGCGAAAAGCAGCGGCGGCUUCUGUUCCGGGGCCCAGGGGGCUCCAGGGGGAGCAGUAUGUGUGGGAUCACUCAGUUCACAAAAGGAAAGGACUCCUCCCAGUGAAAAGGUCUCUGGUGCGCUACCUGAAAGGUAGAGAGGUCAAGAUGCAGAAUGAGUCUAGCUAUCACCACUUGCUGCAAGGCUAUGCAGCCCAGCAGCUUCCUAGCCUCCUGAAGGAGAAACAGUUUCACCUUGGAACCCUCAAUAAAGUGUUUGCCUCCCAGUGGUUGAACUACCGACAAGUGGUGUGUGGAACAAAAUGCAACACGUUAUUUGUAGUAGAUGUCCAGACUGGUCAAAUUAUGAAGAUUCCUAUUCUGAAAGAUCGUGAACCUGGCAUGAUGAAUGAGCAGGGAUGUGGUAUUCAUGCCAUUGAGCUCAACCCCUCAAGGACCCUUCUGGCCACAGGUGGAGACAACCCCAACAGUCUUGCAAUUUAUCGUCUGCCUACACUUGAUUCUGUCUGUGUGGGAGAUGAUGGACAUAAAGAUUGGAUAUUUUCAAUUGCAUGGAUCAGUGAUACUAUGGCUAUUAGUGGUUCCCGGGAUGGUUCGAUGGGUCUCUGGGAAGUUACAGAGGAUGUGUUGUCCAAAAGCAAUGCCAGGCAUAAUCUCUCUCAAGUUCCUGUCUAUGCCCACAUAACACACAGGGCUUUGAAGGAUAUUCCCAAGGAGAACACCAAUCCUGACAACUGUAAAGUCCGAGUACUGGCUUUCAACAAUAAGAACAAGGUCGGUAAAAUAAGCAAGACAGUUGAGAAGUCCUAA
Messenger RNA from Cuculus canorus (common cuckoo), 1293 nucleotides. Its product is annotated as DDB1- and CUL4-associated factor 12-like. The transcript is spliced from 7 exons. Gene Ontology annotation, molecular function: protein binding. The coding region runs from base 1 to 1293 and encodes 430 amino acids. The record is from RefSeq and is a predicted model, not a curated record. Gene Ontology annotation, cellular component: Cul4-RING E3 ubiquitin ligase complex. NCBI's taxonomy places the organism in Eukaryota, Metazoa, Chordata, Aves, Cuculiformes, Cuculidae.